Molecule: messenger RNA, 4767 nt
Organism: Debaryomyces fabryi
Lineage: Eukaryota; Fungi; Ascomycota; Pichiomycetes; Serinales; Debaryomycetaceae
Gene: REV3
Product: Rev3p
Exons: 1
Coding region: 1-4767 (1588 amino acids)
Biological process (GO): error-prone translesion synthesis; double-strand break repair via homologous recombination
Cellular component (GO): zeta DNA polymerase complex; nucleus
Molecular function (GO): nucleotide binding; DNA binding; DNA-directed DNA polymerase activity
Source: RefSeq, a predicted model, not a curated record
AUGAGCGAUGCUAGAUUACAUGUUCAGAUAAACGAUUACGAUACAUAUCAGACACAUUCACUGAAGCUAGAUCAAUUGUAUAAUGAUGUUGUUCAGGUUCCUAUCAUAAGGAUUUUUGGGUCGUUGGUUGUGGGCAUAGAUGAUGGCGAUGGCGAUAGAGAAAACGCCGAUGAUAGUCAUACGAAACAUGGCGAUGCUAAACAUGCGGAAAAAGCCCUCUCGUAUAAUGUUCUAGUGCAUGUUCACAAUUACUACCCGUAUUUGUAUGUUGAUUGUUUUGAGGAUGAGGCAUUGUUGAGAUCAAAAGAUUAUAUAGGUCAAUUGGAAGAGUAUCUUGAAAAGAGCUUGCAGCAGUCCUUUCUGCGAAAGAAAGGUGACGAGGAAGAAGAGGUAAUAAACUUGAAUACCGAUUCGGGCCUGGGUAAAAGAAAAUUUAUUGCUAAGGUGGCAAUAUGUAAAGCUUCACCAAUAUACGGGUAUCAAAUUGGCUACAAGCUAUUUUACAAAAUCUCGUUGCUUUCUCCUUUGUACAAAACAAGGCUAACUAACCUUUUUCAAGACAAGCUUAUCAAUAUCUGCGACUUCAGCUCUAGUUUUGACAGAGGGACGAAGAAGUCGUAUGCGGUGAACGUAUACGAAGCGCACAUUCCUUAUUUACUUCAGUUUUUAACUGAUUUUAAUUUGUUUGGGUGUGGUUGGUUGGAAAUAAACAAUACUUAUUUAAGAUACCCUAUUCUAAAUGACAAUACCAACAUAGAUACGGCGCAUCUUAAGUCGUAUUUGCGACCAUUCAUCAAACCUAACAAUAUUCUUGAUAGUUUUAAUUUUGCUCGAAUUGGCAGAUCCUUGUUAGAAUUUGAUAUCACAACCGAGAACAUACAUAAUAGAAGUUAUAUUAAACAACGGCAUUUACACAAUGACUUCGUUGAGAAUCGUCGUUUCAAUUCAGGAAUACCUAACAGUGAGAUACAUUUAUCGUCGCUAAAUCAUAUCUAUAAGGAUUUGAAAUAUCAAUGUGAAUCAAGGGGCUCAAAGAUGACUGAGUCACAGUUUUCACAGAAUAACUUAGGCUUGGGUGGGACGUCUUGGGAAAAUCAAUCUGAUUUAGAAGAUUUGAUGAGCUAUGUAAUUUCUCUAACAAAGCCUGCUCCUACAGAAAAAUUAGAUGAAUAUUUCAAGCGAUUUAUUGAAUCUGAUAAAUUUUCUAAAUUUUCAACAGCAUUUGAUUUAAUUGAUAUAGAGAAGGUCACUAAUUCUUCAGGUGGUAUAUCAUUGUUGAAUUUCAACGACGAUCUAAUGAAGUGGACUGUUUAUCUGUCGUUGUUUGAAGAUCUGAUUAUGUCCAAAGAUAUUUCUAAACAGGAAGAAAAUGAUGUCAUUCAUAGUGAUAUUAUCGAAGCCAAAUCCAAAUCUUCGUUGGGUAUAGAUUUUGAUAGUGAUGAUUUCACAGAUUCUGAACAAAUUAACCCAAAUGAUGGAACUGAGGAAAGUGAUAUUGAUCUUGCAGAACAUGGUGGUGUUCAAAGCCAUCCUAAUCGAUCAGACCAUGAUAUAAUGUUUGAAGUAAGCCAGAGGAAGAGGAGGAGAACGUCUGCUUCUCAAGCAACAGAGGAAGGGCAAUCGGCUUUGCAAGUUCCUAGUUCACCACGUAAUUACUUCAGCAGAUUUGCAGAGUCGGAAGAAAGUGAUAAUCUUCCUGACCUAGUAGAUGUCCCUAUGAAUAGACACCUUUAUGAAAUUAUAAAGCCUCAUUUGUUAGAUCCCAAUCAUAUAAUGAAAAGUUUUGAUGAGCAACAUAUGUUGAAAGUUAUUUACGCUGACCCACACUAUGACAAGGAAUCAGACGUUCAGUCUAAGCCAAUGAUAUUCGCUAAUAAGAAAAUUAGUAUUCCUCUUAUAAAUUACAACACGAUUGAAGCCGUUAAAGUGACUGCAGGUUCUAAUUUAUUACCUAUGUCGUUGAUGAUUAAAAAAAGUCUAAGGGAUUCAAGUUCUUCAAAAAAUAAAGUAUGUGCAAGGAGCAUCUGUUCUUGGAAGUAUCUUAUUGAACCACCUCUGAGAGCAGAAAUUGAGAAAUGGGUUACUGUAGAGGAAGCUAAGAUGAAAUACAAGAGGUCUAAAUUCCGAUCUCAAAUUGAACCUCCGAUUACCCAAACCAAUGACUUUAAGUUUUCAUAUAGAUCGGAAAAAGUAUCACGUAAACCCAGCUCUUUCAACUCGCUAACUAAUUUCCAUAUAGAAAUCCAUGUUAAUACUUUUAAUGAUCUAUUACCUAACCCGAAUGUGGACCCUAUUACGAUGAUUUUUUAUACUUUCAGCGACUCGAACCAAAUGUUCCUCAAGAAUAAUGACAAAGUUGGCAUUUUGGUUUAUCUUGAACCAGGAUCUCUGACAGAUGAAUUUCAUAAGCAAUUAAGGAAGGUUUCAAGCUACCUUGUCGAAAAGCCUAUAGUCACGAUAUUUUUUGAUGAAAAAUCAAUGAUUGAUAAACUAAUUUGGCUUGUUGAAUGCUUUGAUCCGGACAUUCUAUCUGGGUAUGAGAUAAACGCAUCAUCUUGGGGCUAUGUUAUUGAACGGUUUCGAAAUAGUUAUGACAUAAAUUUAUUGUUUGAAUUGAGCCGUUGUAAGUUCAAAAGCAACGGCAAAUUCGGCGAUAGAUGGGGAUAUACUCAUACAUCUGCGUUCAAAAUUAAUGGGCGUCAUAUAUUGAAUUUAUGGAGGUUGUUGAAAUCUGAAUUAAGUCUUACAAAUUAUUCUUUGGAGAAUAUCUCAUAUCAUUUGCUUCAUCAAACGCUACCAAAAUACCUGAAUUUUCAGUUAAGUCAAUGGUAUUCUGGAAACAAUUUUCUGGAAUUGUUGUCUGUUUUCAAGUACUAUAUGAAAAGGGUUCAAUUAAUGAUGAAAAUUAUUGAUAUUCAAGAGUUGAUUACAAAAAAUGUUGAGCAAUCUAGACUAAUUGGAAUUGAUUUCAACUCUAAUUUCUAUAGAGGAUCCCAGUUUAAAGUUGAAUCUAUUUUAUGUAGGAUAACUAAGGCAGAGAAUAUAUUGCUAAAUUCAGUUUCAAAACAACAAGUUCAUGAAAUGAGGCUGUUAGAAUGUAUUCCAUUGGUUAUGGAGCCAGAUUCGAAUUUUUACAAGUCUCCUUUGGUAGUCUUAGACUUUCAAUCCUUAUAUCCAUCAAUUAUGAUUGCUUAUAACUAUUGUUAUUCCACAAUUUUAGGUAAGUUGCAUGGGUUCAGUCCAAAAAAGAACGUUAUUGGUUAUUUAAAAAACCUUAAAUUACCACCUGGCUUAGUUGAUUUAUUUGCCAAAAUCGAUGGUCUAAACAUUUCACCUAACGGUUAUGUUUUUGUUAAAUCGUCUAUUCGAAAGUCUAUGUUAGCCAAGAUGCUUGAGGAAAUUUUGAAUGCAAGAAUCAAUGUUAAAUAUGUAAUGAAGUUGUUUAAAGAUGAUCCGGAGCUAAUUAAAUUAUAUAAUUCACGUCAAUUAGCCUUGAAAUUAAUUGCAAACGUCACAUACGGAUACACUUCAGCGACUUUUAGUGGUAGAAUGCCAAAUUCUGAUAUCGCGGAUGCUAUUGUCUCAACUGGUAGAGAAAUUUUAACUCAGUCCGCAAGCUUAAUUGAACUGACACACUAUGGGGCGAAAGUUGUAUAUGGCGAUACAGAUUCUUUGUUUGUUUAUUUGCCUGGUAAGACUAAAAAAGAUGCAUUCAAAAUCGGCAAAGAGCUUGCAAGUUUUAUAACAGAUAGAUUCCCUGAUCCUAUAAAGCUAAAAUUUGAGAAGGUAUAUCACCCUUGUAUUUUGCUUGCCAAGAAACGGUACGUUGGUUAUAGUUAUGAAUAUGAAGAUCAGCAGGAACCGAAAUUUGAUGCGAAAGGAAUAGAAACGAUUAGAAGAGAUGGUAUACCAGCUCAGCAGAAAAUGGUUGAGAAGACAAUUAGACUAUUAUUUGAAACUAAAAAUUUGUCGCUAAUUAAGAAGUAUACAAUGGAACAAUUUUACAAGAUUUUAAUUAAUAAAGUUUCUAUAAAGGAUUUCUGCUUUGCUAAGGGGGUACGUUUUGGGACUUACAAAAAUGAGGCACAUUUACCGCCGGGUGCUAUUAUUGCAAAUAGAAAUGUGAAUAAGGACCCAAGAAAUGAACCGCAAUAUCGCGAAAGGGUUCCAUAUCUCAUUUUCCAAGAUUCAUCCAAACUUCGAAUAAGGGAUAGGUGCAUAUCACCUGAGGAUUUCAUUAAAUCAUACAACACUCUGAAACCUCUAAGCUUGGAUAAUGAAUACUAUAUUACAAGAGUUUUGAUCCCCCCUUUAGAACGUAUUUUUAACUUGAUUGGGGUAGAUAUCAAAGGUUGGUAUAAAGAGUUGCCCAAAUUCAGCAACGAACUAUUUGAAACGAAGACAAAUAUUUUCCAAUUUGCAAAGUUUAUAAAAUCAAACUCUUGUGCAUGUUGUGGCUCAAAAUUAGAAGAGCAUUCCAAGUCUAAAUUCAUUUGCUGUCAAUGUCUAAGCAACGAAUUAGAAUUAAUCGCAAACCUUUCUAUGUCCUCUAAAUUGGGAGAAUUUAAAGUAUUAUCCGCAGAUAAAACAUGUGAAAUGUGUGUCAAUAUGAAUUAUGAGGGUUUGGGGUCUAGAUCUAUUAGAAGCUGCAUGAAUGAAUGUGUUAAUCAUACCUGUCUGGUUUAUUAUAAUAAAAUCAGGGUAACAAAAGAAAAAGGGCAAUUAGACGAAAAGUAUUUACACGUAUUCAGUGACUUGGAGUGGUGA